Messenger RNA from Knipowitschia caucasica, 2835 nucleotides. The record is from the annotation of a GenBank genome assembly. NCBI's taxonomy places the organism in Eukaryota, Metazoa, Chordata, Actinopteri, Gobiiformes, Gobiidae.
AUGGAGGAAGGAGUGAGUGGGGUGCUGUCCAGUAUGGUCCAGGACAUGGGACUGGCCAUCAGCAGUGGCAGUGGAGCUCAAAUUCUGCAGGAGUUACUCAGCGCUCCAUGGCUCAGCGCUCUGCUCAAGGCGUACAAGAAUCUUCUUCAGUUCCAGCGGUUGAGGCCUGCUCCAUGGCUGCCUCACUCCUCUGCUCUCUCACAUGAGAUACGGUGUUUGAUGGCAAAGAAUUCCAAGCUGCAGCGUCCAUCAGCUGAAGCCAGAGAGCUCUUCCACCUCCUCUCCUCUCCUCACGUCAAGGCCCUGCUCUGGUCACAUGACUCGGUGGCUCAGCAGGACUUUGGCCCGGUGCUGGAGCCGCUGCCGGACGACCUCCCAGAAGACGAGGAGGCGGUGCGCAUCGUGUGCCUCGUCAAGAACAACCAACCUCUGUGGGGCAGUUUGCAUCGGGAGCCUCAGCGGCAGAGGGCGUGGUCAGGGGAGGCUCUGCUCGCGCCUCAGAGUGUGGCGCGAAGCAGACUUCCCUUUCCACACGCUGACUCCGUGAAGCCUUUCCUGCCGCGAUACCAGUCCACCGGCAACUGCUGCACCUGUCCCCCGCUGUGGAAGAGAUGUGCCCUCAACCAAUCAGCUCCCUCCGUCUUUAGCCCCGCCCCCUACAGCGAGCGCCUCAAAAGGAGCGACAGCACAGAUGAGUAUUCCAUCCCCCCUCCUCCGGUUCCUUUCUACAGUCUGAGCCUUCCUAACUCUCCGGCUUUAUGCAAAAAAACCAGCACGUAUGGACUUCAAUAUCAAAGACAGCCUUCUCUGAGCUCCACUACCACCUCUCUACCAUGCAGCCCUGCUAUUCACCGCUCCCUCCCACCACAAGGGGGCAGCACGCAGCCAGUUCACCUCAGCUACAUUCCCGGACACGUAGAAGCUUCUCAGAAUGUCUAUUGCAACAUGUCACAACCUCAAACGAAGAGAACCAACCAAAGACGUCCUGUGUUACGCAAGCAACGCAGCAUCGACGAGCUAAGGUCCAUGGUGCAAAAUGUGGCUAGCGCUUUUGGCAACGAGGACGUCCACCAUAUUGGGCACAAAAUGGCCGCCGCGACGGAGCUAAUGACAGAUAGUGUGGAGGAGAAUGCACAAGCUCUCAACUUGUUGGUUGAAGUUGUGGACAAACUUCAAGGUAUGAUUGUGGCGAGCAAAAGCCAGACCUCAUCUCCGCAAAGCAGACAGAAGCUAAAGCUAGCAACUCCUCCACUACCGCCAAGAAGGGUGUCGUCCCUGUCGCCCAAAAUGGUUCGUAAAGCUGCCAGGCCACACCCACAACCGCUAUCCACAUCCUCGUCCUCCAGCUCCUGCUCCACGUCAUCAGCCUCUCUGCACUUCUAUCCGGACGCCUACAAACCGUCGAGAAAGGACCCAAAGAAGUCAGUGACUUUCGGAGGCGGCAACGGACAAGGAGCAACAAUAAAACGAGAUGAAAAAACUGGACAGAUCUUCAUCGCCAGAGUGAUCCACGGAGGACUGGCCGACCGCAGCGGCCUGCUUCACGCUGGAGACCACCUGCUGGAGGUGAAUGGAAGCGCAGUGGAAGGUUUAGAGCCAGAGCGAGUCAUUCAGAUACUGGUCAACUCCAGUGGCACCAUUUUGUUUAAAGUCAUCCCAAACUCCAGUCAAAGCUGCAGCAGUCAGAAGCGAGUGUUCAUGAGGGCCAUGGUGGACUACUGCCCGCACCAGGACAGCUCCAUCCCGUGUGCGGCUGCAGGAGUGGGCUUCAGUCGGGCCGAUGUCCUGGAGGUGGUGGACCAGACGGACGGACAGUGGUGGCAGGCACGCAGACUACCCUCCUCUGGGACCUGCGCAGGACUCAUCCCCUCUGCCAGCAACCUGAAGAGUAAGCAGAGGGAGCAGUGGUGGUGUCAGCCUCUACAAACACACACCUGCAUCAAACCUUUGAGUUUGGGAGACAACGACGGUGACGAAGCACAAAUCAAUCAUCAAAACAGUGACACGGAUUCACAAGAUAUAUUUUUGGAUGAAGUGAGUCUUGACGCAACGGGAAAACUUCACAUCGCUGGAUUUCGCAGAAGUUUCCGUGCGUCGCGCUCUCUCAGGCGCAGGAGGCAGUCGUGUUCCUCCUGUUGCUGCGAUAACGGUGCUUUGGCCACGCCCUACGAGGAAGUGACCCUGUACCAGCGCUCCCUACGGGACACUCACAGACUCAUACUGCUCGUGGGAGCCUCUGGAGUGGGAGUCUCUGAGCUGAGGAAGAGGCUGAUCCAAACCAACCCUCUGGUUCUGCAGGGCCCAGUGCCCCAUACGGCUCGUCCAAUCAGAGCCGAGGAGCAGACAGGACGAGAAUACCACUUUGUGAGCAGAGAGACAUUUGAUCACAUGACCGCUGAACACAGGUUUGUGGAGCAGGGGGAGCACAGAGGACACCUGUAUGGAACCAGCUUUGAGGAGGUGGAGGAGGUGCUGCUGCAGGGACGGGUCUGUGUGAUGGACGUGGAGCCCAGAAGUAUCCAUUCCCUGCGGACCAAGACCCUGAAACCAUUUGUGAUCUUCGUCAAAGUCCCAGAGCCGAUCAGACUGAGGGAGAGUCGCAGAGAGGCCUGGAUCCUCACCAAGGAUGGACACCACCGCAGGUUUACGGAGGAGGACUUUUUGGAGCUGGAGCAAACAUCUAAACUGAUGGAAUCAAAGUAUCGGCAGCUGUUUGACUGUGUGUUAGUGAACAGAGACCUGCACGAGUCCUGUCUCCAGCUCUGCUCCCUGGUCCAGAGAGCCCAGGACCAGGAGCACUGGGUCCCUGUGAGCUGGACCAGAGAGGACCUGUGA